AUGCACUGGGCCUGGGGGGAACUGCCCCAGGCUGCCACGCCGACCUUCCUCCCGCUCCAAUCCGAGCCGCUGUCUGGAGGCUCCCUCAUGUCCAUCCGGUUGACCGACAGUACCCACUUCCGGGUCAUCCCCCCGGACGCGGCCCCCGAUUACGGCGAGAUGCACCGCGCCGCCGCCGCGUCGCCAACGCCAUCCCGCGGCCGCGGGCUCACCGCCACGGCAACAGCAGGAGAGGAAGAGGAAGGGGGAGGAAGAACCGUCCCUGUCGAGAGGCCGGUGGUCCCCGGCGUUGGCAUGGAGAGCGAGACGGGGGCGGAGACGGGGUCGGAGACGGGGGCGGAGUUAAGCGCGGCGGAGUUAAGGGCGGCGGCCUUGGCUGCCAGCAUGGUGUUGGAAACGGACAUCAUCACGGCCCAUCCGCUUCCAAAGACGGAUUCUCCGUCCAAGAAGAAAGAUAAAAGGAGCUGCCAUCUUGGCUCCGACGGCAUCUACCUGGAUGACAUCACGGAACUAGAACCCGAGAAGGCAGCGCUGUAUUUUCCUAAAAGUGAGGGCGGUGGGACCACGAGGUCCGGCCUGGAGCAGGCCCCCCGCAGUGCCAGCCUGUCCCCCCAGUGGGUCAGCUCCGGGGGGGACAGCGGAGUGGACAGCUACUGCGACCAGAUGACCGACCUGCCCGCCAUCGCCAUCUCUCUGUGUGGGGGCCUCAGCGAGAACAGGGAGAUCACUAAAGAUCAGUUCCAGGCCAAGGCUAUCUCCUACCAGCAGUUUUCAGAGACCCCCACCCUUAUCGAGGACCCCAACCUGGUCGUGAAGAUCGGCUCCAAGUACUAUAACUGGAACACAGCAGCACCGCUGAUGCUUGCUAUGCAAGUCUUCCAGAAACCUCUGCCAAAGGCUACAGUAGAGAACAUCAUGAAGGAGAAGAUGCCAAAGAAGGGAGGCCGAUGGUGGUUCUCGUGGAGAGGAAGGUCCAGCAGCAGUAAAGAGUCCAACUCUGAGCGUGGAGGCGUUGAUUCAGAGGAGCAGUCUGAGAACUUGGAAGGGAUGAACAGACAUAAAGAGGAGUCGUCCUCCAGUGACGACGACCACAUGCGAGACACCAAGGGCCCCGCCUCCGUCCAAUCAGAAGCUGUGCUCUCGCCGGGGGGCGUGUCUUACAAGAAGACGCUCCGCCUCACCUCUGAGCAGCUGCUGUCGCUGCAGCUGCAGGACGGACGCAAUGACGUGAUGUUCAGCGUGACCACCCAGUACCAGGGCACCUGCCGCUGCCAGGGCACCAUCUACCUGUGGAACUGGGACGACAAGAUCGUCAUCUCAGACAUCGACGGCACCAUCACAAGGUCAGACACUCUGGGCCAUAUCCUGCCCAACCUUGGGAAGGACUGGACCCAUCAGGGCAUCGCCCAGCUCUACCACAAAGUCAGCCAGAACGGCUAUAAGUUCCUGUACUGUUCUGCGCGAGCCAUCGGCAUGGCGGACAUGACGCGGGGCUACCUCCACUGGGUCAACGAGAGAGGCACCAUGCUGCCGCUGGGCCCCCUGCUGCUCAGCCCCAGCAGCCUCUUCUCCGCCCUGCACAGGGAGGUGAUUGAGAAGAAGCCAGAGAGGUUCAAGGUGGAGUGUCUGACCGACAUCAGGAACCUCUUCUUCCCCAACAAAGAGCCCUUUUAUGCAGCCUUCGGAAACCGACCCACGGAUGUGUUUUCUUAUAAGGAGGUAGGCGUCCCCCUGAACCGGAUCUUCACCGUCAACCCCAAAGGAGAGCUGGUGCAGGAACACGCCAAGACCAACAUCUCAUCAUAUGUGCGUCUGGGGGAAGUGGUGGACCACGUAUUUCCUUUGCUCAUGAGAGCCAGUUCGUCUGCCUUUCCCUGCGCGGAUACCUUUAGCCAAUUUACCUACUGGAGGGAGCAGCUCCCUCUGGUGGACAGUCAGGAACCAGCCACCGACGACUGCAGCGGACGGGCAGUGGGCAGCGUGUAGCGUUCUCCAGAUUUUGUGUAAUGUAGGCUAUGUGAUUGUGUGUGUGUGUGUGUGUGUGUGUGUGUGUGUGUGUGUGUGUGUGUGUGUGUGUGUGUGUGUGUGUGUGUGUGUGUGUGUGUGUGUGUGUGUGUGUGUGUGUGUGUGUGUGUGUGUGUGUGUGUGUGUGUGUGUGUGUGUGUGUGUGUGUGUGUGUGUGGGUAUAUGGGUGGGUGGGUGACAUUUAGAGAGAUUUUAGUGAGGAGCAGUUGCAGAGUGUGACUCCUUUUGUCUUAAUUGAACAAUGUUCAGUAAAACCGCACUUUCUUUAAGGGAUGCCAUCCGUGGCUGAAAUGAUGUAUGAACAGAGAUACAUGCAAACAUUAAUAGAUAGAUAGAUAGAUAGAUAGAGAGAGAGAGAGAGAGAGAGAGAGAGAGAGAGAGAGAGAGAGAGAGAGAGAGAGAGAGAGAGAGAGAGAGAGAGAGAGAGAUAGAUAGAUAGAUAGAUAGAUAGAUGGACAUUUGAAACGUAUACUCAGGCAGCUUAUUACAUGUCAUAUUAUAUUUAUUUGUUUUUUGAGUUGAUGCAGUUUUGAAAAAAUAUAUAUUUCUUAUUUAAACGAUGGAUUGUUUUAUUAGGUUCAUGCCGUUUUAAACAGUGGGAUACAUUGAGAAAGUUAGCAAUAUUCAACGACCCAUCGGACAUAUAUUGCGGUUGGUACUUUUAUUAGACAUUUGUUCCUACAUUUUUCACCUAUUUUUUUAGAGAUUCUUGUUGAACACUGAAUGCAAAUGUGCAUGUCACUGUAUAUGUGAAACCAUAAUGCGUUAAGUAUGUAUGAUAUUUUUCUGUAUGUUUAAAGUCUGGCGGGCAGUUGGUAUAUUACAAAGCACAAUGCAUGUGGAGGAAGGUAUACUCGCUUGUGUAUUAGAUUUGGCUUCGAAAAAUGAGUAAACCACAUAUUCUUAGAAAGAGAAAAAGCCUUAACUUACCGUGUGUGUGUGUGUGUGUGUGUGUGUGUGUGUGUGUGUGUGUGUGUGUGUGUGUGUGUGUGUGUGUGUGUGUGUGUGUGUGUGUGUGUGUGUGUGUGUGUGUGUGUGUGUGUAACCGAGAUGAUAUUUAAGACAUGUUAGACAUUCAUUCAUAGUUUUUGUUUUAUUUUUAUACCCAAGGUCGGACAUAAUUUUGUAUGAAAGCAUGUGUUUUCGGUUUGUGGCCGCUACACCGUCAAUUGUGUUGUAUUUUUAUAUUGUCCUGUCGUUGUUACAUCCCUCAUCAUGUCAUUCAUAGAAGCUCCUCCUUCUCUGUAUAUGUGCCAUAUAUUUCAACAACAAAGUGUGUGUGUCUGUGUGUGUUGAAUAUUUUUGUUAGUGUGUGUGUGUGUGUGUGUGUGUGUGUGUGUGUGUGUGUGUGUGUGUGUGUGUGUGUGUGUGUGUGUGUGUGUGUGUGUGUGUGUGUGUGUGUGUGUGUGUCACGUCUCUCACGUCUCGCUGCAUGUAUCCAAUCUCCUGCCAAACACUGUGUUAAUCCAGUGUGUAACUCGUGUUAGUAGUGUCUUAACUGCUUGCAUGUGUGAGCAAAACGUUACCUGAUAGCCUGAUAUUUCUUUCACACAUUCUGGUUAGAGAUCAGUCCUUUCUGCUUGGCCAAAUCAAAUGCAUUGGAUGCAAGUUGAUGUUAAGAGCUUCAAAACAAAGACGUGUUUUAUUACCAAAGCACUGCAGAAAUCAGUAAAUUGAAAUGAGAACAAUUGAAAAUAACUUUUCUUUUGCAGCUGAAAUCCGAAGCACAUGAACAGGGAAAUUCAGUAACUGUCAAUGUGAAUUUCCUUGUGGUUUAUUUAACUAUAUGCGUUCUCAUUUAUUUACGAAUGUGACACUGAAUAUCACAAAAGUAUUGUAGGAGGACUGUGUGGUGGUUGAGUAUUGAUAAUAAGACUAAUUCUUUCUAUGAAAGAGGCCACAUGGCUGUCUUGACUCAUCACUAUUCACUGAAGUUAUUUCUCCGCAGAACAUUGUUUUUUUCUUGACCAAUUCACUGUUAAAACAUUGUUAUCAGAAUCAAUGAACUUGCCUUGGAUUAAUUCCCUGUCAAUAAUAAACAAAUCUGUUCUGUG
This is a messenger RNA of Gadus macrocephalus (Pacific cod), 4079 nucleotides long. Its product is annotated as phosphatidate phosphatase LPIN1-like. Gene Ontology annotation, cellular component: mitochondrial outer membrane; nucleus. Gene Ontology annotation, biological process: positive regulation of transcription by RNA polymerase II; triglyceride biosynthetic process; fatty acid catabolic process. The record is from RefSeq and is a predicted model, not a curated record. Gene Ontology annotation, molecular function: transcription coactivator activity; phosphatidate phosphatase activity. Lineage: Eukaryota; Metazoa; Chordata; Actinopteri; Gadiformes; Gadidae.